CUUAUAAACAAGAAAAUAACAGCAAUUAUUAUCCGAUCAGUAUUCUACCGGAAAAAUGGAAGUAACUAUCGGCGAAACUAACACAAUCUAUCCUUCUAAGUCGCCUUUCACUGAAAACCAUGUCCUUCCACUCUCCCAUAUUGACACUGAUCGGAACCUCAAUUUCACUUUCCGAUACCUCCGUGUCUACGUCAACGACGACACGACACAACAAAAACCAGACCCAUAUGAAGUUCUCACCUCCUCCCUCUCCGCCGCUCUCGUCCACUACUACCAAUUCGCCGGCUCUCUCCGCCGUCGUCCGUCGGACAACCGUCUAGAGCUUCACUGUCAAGUGGGGAAUGGCGUUCCCGUAAUUCUGUCCACGGUGGAUUGUACCUUGGCUUCUAUUAACUACCUGGAUGAUCCAGAUUAUAACUUCGCUGAGAAGCUGGUACCCGACCCGAGAGAUGAGGAGGCGUUGACCCGACCCUUGAUUUUGCAACUGAACCGUUUUAAGUGUGGUGGGUGGGUUUUCGGAACGGCGGUUCAUCACGCGAUGUGUGAUGGAAUGGGAUCGACGCUGUUUUUUCAUGCUAUGGCGGAGAUUGCUCGUGGGGAGAAGGGGAUGAAGAUUGAACCGGUGUGGGACCGGUCGAAUUUGCUUGGACCGAGGAAUCCACCGCGAGUUGAAUUUCCGGUUCAUGAGUUUCUCAGUUUGGAUAGGGAUUCGUCUCCAUACUUGGAAUCAGAUAAACCGGCGGUUCGAGAGUGCUUUGAGGUGAAGGAUGAGUGGUUGGAUAGGCUAAAGGGGUUUCUUCAUGAGCAAUCCGGUUCAAAUUAUACAACUUUUGAAGCUUUGGGAGCUUUCAUAUGGCGAGCAAAGGAAAAGGCUUCUAAAAUCUCAGAUGAUGAGACAGUGAAGUAUGCCUAUCUAACCAAUAUCAGAAGAAGAGUGAAGCCACCAUUGCCAGCAGGUUACUGGGGCAAUGGGUGCGUGCCAAUAUACGUUCAGCUCCUCGCAAAGGACCUCAUCAAUGAACCUAUCUGGAAAGCAGCAGACGCGAUAAAGAAGAGCAAGGACAUCAUCACAGAUGAGUAUGUUCGUUCGUUCAUUGAUUUCCAGGAGCUGCAUUAUGAUGAAGGGAUCACAUCAGGGAAUAGAGUGAGUGCAUUUACAGAUUGGCGGCAUGUAGGCCACGAGACGGUUGAUUUUGGAUGGGGUGGCCCUGUGACUGUCUUUCCUCUGUCUAGACACUUGGUUGGGAGUGUUGAAUCUUGUUUUUUCUUGCCUUAUUCUUCCGCCACUCAAGGUAAGAAAGAUGGUUUCAAAGUUUUGGUCUGUCUGCAACAAGAAGCCAUGCCUGUUUUCAUGGAAGAGAUGGAAAAGUUGGAGCAUGGACUUGCUUGAUUUUACUAUAUAUGCAGCUCCUCUUAUGUACU
Messenger RNA from Solanum verrucosum, 1422 nucleotides. RefSeq names its product spermidine coumaroyl-CoA acyltransferase-like. Lineage: Eukaryota; Viridiplantae; Streptophyta; Magnoliopsida; Solanales; Solanaceae. The record is from RefSeq and is a predicted model, not a curated record. The transcript is spliced from 2 exons. Bases 56 to 1390 code for a protein of 444 amino acids.